Messenger RNA from Cyanistes caeruleus (blue tit), 6690 nucleotides. It is a transcript of the gene CPAMD8, whose product is annotated as C3 and PZP like alpha-2-macroglobulin domain containing 8. Gene Ontology annotation, cellular component: extracellular region. Gene Ontology annotation, molecular function: endopeptidase inhibitor activity; protein binding. The record is from RefSeq and is a predicted model, not a curated record. Lineage: Eukaryota; Metazoa; Chordata; Aves; Passeriformes; Paridae.
CUGCUGCUGCUGCUCGCCCUCUGCAGCCUGAGCGCUGCCCAGCCCCGCCAGCGCCAGGGUUAUUUGAUUGCAGCACCUUCUGUUUUUCGCUCUGGGGUGGAGGAAGCCAUAAGUGUGACCAUCUUCAACUCUGUCAAGGAGACCACAGUGCAGAUCCAGCUGGUGGUCAAAGGAGAGACAGUGUCACGGGGCCACGGAACAGUCCUGGAUAAAGGAACAAUUAAGCUGAAGGUGCCUUCAGGGCUUCGUGGACAAGCACACCUGAAGGUUUGGGGCAACAGGCACCUGGCAGAGGAAGGUUACAUUUUCCACAACUACACCACAGUCACCAUCGACAGCAAGGGCUCCUCAGUGUUCAUCCAGACUGACAAACCUGUCUACAAACCCAAGCAGAAAGUGUUGAUAAACCUCUUUAUGGUGACUUCUGACCUGAGGCCAGUCAACGACAGGAUUGAAGCUUAUGUGGUGGAUCCUCGGGGGUCUCGGAUGAUAGAAUGGAAUAACUUGAAGCCAUUUUGUUGUGGCAUUGUCAAUAUGACUUUCCCUCUGUCUGAUCAGCCAGUGUUUGGGGAAUGGCUCAUUUUUGCAGAGAUGCAGGGGCACACUUACAACAAAUCAUUUGAGGUGCAGAAAUACGUGUUGCCAAAGUUUGAGUUGCUGAUUGACCCUCCUCGUUACAUUCGUGACCUUUCACUGUGUGAAAAAGGAACUGUCCAUGCCAGAUACACAUUUGGAAAACCAGUGACAGGGAAGUUAAUUGUCAAUAUGACUAUAAAUGGUGUUGGGUACUACAGACAUGAAGUGGGACACCCUGUCCUCAAGACCACCCAGAUCGAUGGCUCUGCCGUGUUUGAUGUGUGUGUCAAGGACAUGAUGCCAUCGGAUGUCCCAGAGCACUUCCGAGGCACAGUCAACAUCUGGGCCACGGUGAUCAGCUCUGAUGGCAGCAAGCAGGUGACCUUUGAUGACUCCACACCUGUCCAGAAACAGCUGAUUGAUAUCAAGUACUCCAAGGACACCAGAAAACAGUUCAAACCUGGGCUGCCUUACAAAGGCAAGGUAGAAGUCACUUACCCCGAUGGAAGUCCAGCUGACAGAAUCACCAUCCGAGUUAAAGCUGAGCUCACACCAAAGGACAAUGUUUAUACAAGUGAACUGGUCUCAAGGAAUGGCCUGGUGGAGUUUGAAAUCCCCUCCAUCCCCACAGCUGCCCAAUAUGUCUGGCUGGAGACCAAAGUGACAGCAAUUGAUGGGAAACCCUCUGGGGAUCAAUAUCUGCCCAACUACUUGUCCAUCAGCAGCUGGUACUCGCCCAGCAAAUGUCACAUCCAGCUCCAGUCACCAGAUAAACCUUUCCAGGUGGGAGAGGAGGCCUGGAUUGCAGUGAAGUCCACGUGUCCUUGCAACUUCACUCUCCAUUAUGAAGUGGCGUCACGAGGGAACAUUGUCCUGUCGGGGCUGCAGCCCAGCAAUGUCACCCAGCAGAGGAGCAAAAGAGCCACCACAGCCUUUGAGAAGAACAUUGACCUCACACGCUUCCCAGGAACAGCACCUCCCAGCACACCUGCAGCAGAGGUGGAGGUGUGUGUGACCUUCCUGAGGUUCUCAGUCGUUCACUCCAUGGCUCCCCUGGGCCGGCUGCUCGUGUACUACGUCAGGGAGAACGGAGAGGGGGUCACAGACAGCCUGCAGUUCACUGUCAACUCCUCCUUUGAGAACCAGGUUGCCGUGGCGCUCUCAGCCAACGAGACCAGGCCCGGUGAUGUGGUGAACAUCAAGGUCAGAGCUGCAAAAGGAAGCUGUGUCUGCCUCGCCACGGUGGACAAGAGUGUCUACCUGCUCAAGACAGGCUUCCAGCUGACAGCCAGCCAGGUGUUCCAGGAGCUUGCAGAGUAUGAUGUGUCUGAUGCUUUUGGAGCUCCAAAGGAAGAAGGGCACUUCUGGUGGCCAGGCAUGUCCUCACGUAGACGCCGCAGAUCCUCCGUGUUCCCCUGGCACUGGGACAUCACCAAGGACGCGCGCUUCGCAUUUACAGAAACUGGCUUGGUGGUGAUGACUGACAUAGUCAGCCUGAACCACAGGCAGAAUGGAGGGAUGUACACAGAUGAGGCUGUCCCAGCCUUCCAGCCACACACUGGCACCUUGGUGGCCACCAUGCAUUCCAAAAUAGCACCAAGAGCAGAGAAGAGGAAAAGAACCUUCUUCCCUGAGACGUGGAUUUGGCACUGCCUCAAUGUCAGUAACAGCUCAGGGGAAGCCCAGCUGCGAGUGGAGGUGCCCGACUCCAUCACCACGUGGAUCACGGAGGCCGUGGCUCUGUCUGAGGAGAAGGGGCUGGGCAUUGCCAGCCAGACAGAGCUGAAGACGUUCAAACCUUUUUUCAUCGACUUCACGCUGCCCUACCACGUCAUCAGGGGCGAGCAGACCAAGAUCCCCCUCACUGUCUACAAUUACCUGGCUGUGUGUGCAGAGGUCCACGUGAAGAUUUCUGUCCCAAAAGGCAUAAAGUUUGUUGGGCACCCUGGGAAGCACCACCUGACCAGGAAGAAGUGUGUGGCCCCUGGGGAAGCCAAACCCACCUCCAUCGUUCUGUCCUUCAGUGAGCUGGGCCUGAGCAACAUCACUGCAAAAGCUUUUGCCUAUGGUGGGACCAACUGCUGUCAGGAGGGGAUGCAGACCCUGAAGAACAGCAAACACUCAGAGGACUCUUACAUGGACAAAAGGACCCCUGUGGGGGUGGAUUAUGUUCGCAGCAGUGUCAUUAUUGAGCCAGAGGGACUGUCCAGAGAAUACACCUACAGUGUGUUCUUCUGCCCAAAUGAGAAAAUACACAUUUCCACACCUAACAAAUAUGAGUACCAGUACAUGCAGAAACCAGCCCAGAUGAGGCACUUUGACAUUGCUGUGAAGGCCCACAACGAUGCCCACCUGGCCCUGUCCUCUGGCCCCCACGACAUGGCAGAGAUGACAGAGAUCGUCAUUGGGGGACAGCAAAACACCAAAACUUGGAUUUCCACCAGCAAAAUGGGAGAGCCAGUGGCCAGCAGGGACACGCCUGGCAUCCUCUCCUGGGAUGAAUUCCGCAGCUUCUGGAUCAGCUGGAAAAAUGGAGUUAUCCAGGUUGGCCACGGUACUCGGGUGCUAAACGAAUCUAUUAUUGUGGAGUGGACUGUCCCCAAACAGCUUGAGGUGAAGUACAUUGGCUUUUCCACAGGCUGGGGGUCAAUGGGAGAGUUUAAAAUUUGGAGAAAAGAAGAGACUGAUGAAAAUCACAAUGAAGCAUUUACUCUUGGAGUUCCCCACAACAUAAUUCCAGGAUCAGAAAGAGCUACGGCUUCAAUAAUAGGAGAUGUGAUGGGUCCUACUCUGAACAACCUGGACAACCUGCUGAGGUUGCCCUUUGGCUGUGGGGAGCAGAACAUGAUCCAUUUUGCUCCCAAUGUCUUUGUCCUGAAAUACCUGCAGAAAACCAAGCAGCUCAGCCACGAGGUGGAGGUUGAAGCUACCGAUUACCUUGUUCAAGGCUACCAGCGCCAGCUGACCUACAAGAGGCAGGACGGCUCCUACAGUGCUUUUGGGGAGAGGGACUCAUCAGGGAGCAUGUGGUUAACAGCUUUUGUGCUCAAAUCCUUUGCUCAGUCUCGUGGGUUUAUUUUCAUUGACCCCAAAGAACUCACAGCUGCCAAAGACUGGAUCAUCCAGCACCAGAAAGAAGAUGGUUCUUUCCCUGCUAUGGGCAGGAUUCUAAACAAGGACAUUCAGGGUGGGAUCCAUGGGAAGAUCUCCCUGACAGCUUAUGUGGUUGCAUCUCUUCUGGAAACAGGUGUCACUUCUGAGGAAGAAAGAACAGCUGUUGACAAAGCAAAACAUUUCCUGGAGUCCAACCUGUACUCAGCAGAGGACCCCUACACGACGGCCCUGAGCGCCUACGCCCUGAGCCUGCUGCACAGCCCCUCGGCGGCUGCCAUGCUGCGCAGGAUGAACAGCAUGGCCAUCACCCAGGAUGGCUUUACACACUGGAGCCUCACAGGAACCCUUGUCACUGAUGAAGACACCUUCAUGGGCUUUAAUGAUGGACUCUCCCAAUCAGUUGUUUCUGCAGAAGUGGAAAUGACAUCUUAUGCCCUUCUGACCUACACACUCUUGGGAGACGUGGCCUCCGCACUCCCUGUGGUCAAGUGGCUCUCACAGCAGAGGAAUGCACUGGGAGGAUUCUCAUCUACCCAGGACACCUGUGUGGCCCUGCAGGCUCUGGCUGAAUAUGCCAUCCUUUCUUAUGUUGGAGGAGUCAACCUGACCAUUUCCUUGGCUUCUACUAACCUGGACUACCAGGAGACCUUUGAGCUUAACAAGAUGAAUAAAAAAGUCCUUCAGACUGCAGUGAUCCCCAGUAUUCCAACAGGGCUGUUUGUGAGUGCCAAAGGUGAAGGCUGCUGUCUGAUGCAGAUCGAUGUCACUUACAAUGUACCUGAUCCUAUUGCCAAGCCAGCCUUCCAGCUCCUGGUGAACCUGAAGGAGCCCAAGGCAGAGCAGCACCUGCAAGCCCCAGCCCCGCUGCGCUCGGGCUCUGCUGCCCAGAACCGCCCCGGAGCCCUGCACAGGGACAGGGCCCUGGGGGACGACGAGGACCCGGCCUCAGACCAGGACCACCGCGAGUACAAAGUCAUCCUGGAGACCUGCACGAGAUGGCUGCACUCUGGAUCCUCAAACAUGGCUGUGCUGGAAGUGCCUUUGUUCUCGGGGUUUCGGGCAGAUAUUGAGAGCCUGGAGCAGUUAUUGAUGAACAAGCAAAUUGGAUUAAAAAGAUAUGAAGUGGAUGGAAGAAAAGUCCUAUUUUAUUUUGAUGAGAUUCCCAGCCAGUGCAUGACCUGUGUGAAGGUCCAAGCUUUCAGAGAGCACAUAGUGGGGAAAACUGCCCCGGUUCCUAUCAAAGUGUACGAUUACUACGAGCCAGCUUUUGAAGCCACUCGUUUCUACAACGUGAGUGAGAACAGCCCCCUGGCCCGGGAGCUCUGCGAUGGCCCAACCUGCAACGAGGUGGAGAGCUCAGCCAGCCAGUGGGUUGGAUUUGUCCACUCUGGCCCUUGCAACAACAUCUUUGGCUGCCUGGAGGACGAGUACUUCGAGCAGUGCCUGUGCUCGCGGGACUGCGGCUACGACGGGGAGCCCGUCUGCGGCUCCGACGGACACAUCUACCCCAACCACUGCCAGAUGGAGGUGGCAUCGUGCAGGAACAACACCAGGAUAGAGCAGAUGCCCAUGGCUCAGUGUUCUGCCUCCAAGAACUUGCCAGAAGAAAGGGAGACACAAUCCCACACAGCUGAGCAGUCCAGUGUUCCCCAGACUCCAGCAGCUCCCGCGGCCCUGCUCGCCCCGGCAGCCGAGGAGGGAUCCCCCCUGCACACAGACCUGUCCUACUACUCCUACGAGUACGACCCCGACGCUUUCGCCGUGGAAUCGGACGUGUUCGAGGUGGUGGCGGAGCUGAGCACGGCCGGCAGCUCGCGGGACGGGGACGGCGGCCAGGGCGAGGCCGCGCCGGCGGAAUGAAAUACGUAAUUUAAAUAAAGAGAAGAGGCUCAGAAUCGACUCCUGUAUGAGUUUGUUCCUCCAGACGACCUGCUGCAGAACAGAAUCUGAAUGAUGACUACUUCCUGAUGCCCUCAGAACUGUAGGCUUUGCUGCCCCUUGGGGCAGAUCUGGAACUCUAAGGGGGACACUCAGCAUUAUUUUUCUGUCCAUUUUCCUGCCUUCCCUUUGGAGCCCUUCCAGUGAUGAGAGACCAAUAUGCUGUGCCCUCUAGGUGAGAAAAAUAGGGGCUGGAAUUCAAACCUAUAGAGCAUUUCCAAGUGUUUGCUAUCAGGAUAUUCUGCAAAUGCCAUUUCCUAGCUACACUUAGAAGCUAAGUCCAGGCCUUGUGCUUAGCUGAACUGCUGUUUGAGGAAAGAUGGCUGAGAAUUUUUUUGCUCAAAUUAUAAUAAUAAAAGUCAGUGUGUUUUGCCAAUUAUGACAUAGCAAGAGGCUACUCAUCUUCCCCAGCCCAUCAGUCUGCUGCACCCAGGAAAGGAACACUUCCCUGUGGCUCCACAAUUCAGAGAAACUCUUGGGAGGUACAUUUUACCUGAGAAAACAGAAAUCCACUGCUAGGGCUGAAAGGCUUCAUGUCUGCUGCUGUCUGCAGUCCUCAGGUGGGCGUUUGCAGCCUCAGCAGAGGCAGGGAUGAGGUGGGGGAGCCCUCUUUGUGUUGCACUAUGUGCUGACAGGGGCUGCUCGCAGCCUUCUCAGCCCCUUUCCUUCUCAAAGCCUGGCCUGAAAAUUAACCUGGCCGAGGCACAGCCCUUUUAAAUGUUUGCCUGAUAUCACCAACCCCUUUUAUUUUGCUCCCACUGGCAUCCAGCACAGCAUGUUCUGGUCCUGGUACUCCCUGGCCAGGCCCUGGCUCUGCUGGCAGUACCAAUCCCUGGUGUCACAGGCUGGACUCCCUUGGUCUGACCUGCCCCAAGCAAUGUGGCAAAACUUAAAAAGAAAAGCUUUGUGUUUCCAAAAGCGCAGGAGCCAAGAUUUUUGAGUUUCCCUUCCUGCCUGGAGCAGCAUUGUUCUCUUUGGAGGAGUUACAUGCAAUUGCCUCUUGCAAAAUAGUGUUAAUAUUUUAUCUUCCCACUUCUAUUGUUACCAGGACCCAGAGCAGGG